CACACGUGCCGCGUGGAGUUUUGCCUCGCAGGUGGUUAAAAAUUUGGAUAUUUAUUUCAUAAUUUGUGUUAUUUAAUUUGUAACAUUAUACGCAGUUUCAAUUCAGUCACGAUGGUUGCAGUUACACAGAAGAAAUCAGCUGACAAGCCCGUAGCAAAGGGCAAGGAGGGCAGCAAGAAGCUACCCGCCGUCCCAGAAUCAGUCCUCAAGCACCGUAAAAGGAGGGAUGCACUCCGAGCUCGCCGCCUUCAAGUGACACUUAAGAGACGUUCAGCAGCUAUCAAGAAGAAGAAGGAGAUCUUCAAGAGGGCGGAACAGUAUGUCAAGGAGUACCGCAUCAGGGAACGCGAUGAAAUUAGGCUAGCAAGGCAGGCACGGAACCGCGGUAACUACUAUGUUCCUGGGGAAGCUAAGCUGGCAUUUGUCAUCCGAAUCCGUGGUAUCAACCAGGUCUCACCAAAGGUCCGCAAAGUGCUGCAGCUGUUCAGACUGCGGCAGAUCAACAACGGCGUGUUCGUGAGGCUCAACAAGGCCACCGUGAACAUGCUGCGGAUCGCUGAGCCCUACAUCACCUGGGGGUACCCCAACCUCAAGAGUGUCAGGGAGUUGAUAUACAAGCGCGGUUUCGCCAAAGUGAAGGGCCAGCGAAUGCCGAUCGCCUCCAACACGAUCGUGGAGGAGAAACUCGGCAACAGCAACAUCAUCUGCGUGGAGGACCUCGUGCACGAGAUCUUCACCGUCGGGGACAACUUCAAGUACGCCAGCAACUUCCUGUGGCCCUUCAAACUGAACAACCCGACCGGAGGCUGGCGCAAGAAGACCAUCCAUUACGUCGACGGCGGAGACUUCGGCAAUCGCGAGGAUAAGAUCAAUGAGCUUCUAAGGAGAAUGGUCUAAGAAUAUAGAUAUAAACCUA
Plodia interpunctella (Indianmeal moth) is the source of this 916-nucleotide messenger RNA. It is a transcript of the gene RpL7, whose product is annotated as Ribosomal protein L7. Gene Ontology annotation, molecular function: structural constituent of ribosome; RNA binding. The record is from RefSeq and is a predicted model, not a curated record. The transcript is spliced from 7 exons. Gene Ontology annotation, biological process: maturation of LSU-rRNA from tricistronic rRNA transcript (SSU-rRNA, 5.8S rRNA, LSU-rRNA). Bases 112 to 897 code for a protein of 261 amino acids. Lineage: Eukaryota; Metazoa; Arthropoda; Insecta; Lepidoptera; Pyralidae. Gene Ontology annotation, cellular component: cytosolic large ribosomal subunit.